Lentinula edodes (shiitake mushroom) is the source of this 1607-nucleotide messenger RNA. Its product is annotated as kinase-like protein. NCBI's taxonomy places the organism in Eukaryota, Fungi, Basidiomycota, Agaricomycetes, Agaricales, Omphalotaceae. The coding region runs from base 308 to 1549 and encodes 413 amino acids. The record is from RefSeq and is a predicted model, not a curated record. The transcript has 4 exons.
CAGACUACGCUGUCUGGACGGCGUCCCAAGAGGCAUCCUGGCUUCAUGGACACUUUGUGUGGAUGAAGGGUUGAAGGAAAUCUCUGUGGAGGCAUUCAUGAACAAGUAGAGUAUAUCUUUUAGGCCCGAGAAUACGAUUGCAUGGAAUCUUAUUUUUGACCGUGAUACACAAUCGGAAUGCAAGCACAACAACAUCGACUGUGGAAAUUAUUGCUUAUCAUUAACAUUAGCGCUCGGGAAAUUCAGUCCCGGAACCGGGUGUUUACUUGAUCAUCCCUUUCCCUAGCCCUCGCUCUAUCUGACCACCAUGUCCUCAGAUGACUCGAAUAAUCAACCUCAAGCGAGCACAAGUGGAAGCGGAUACGGAGAAAUUCGAGCCUCUAUCGACGUUGACGCGCUAGAAAAGUAUCUAGAGAGGACUUUGAAGGGUGUAAGGCUACCACUUGGUGUUAAGCAGUUUAAAUUUGGCCAAUCAAAUCCGACGUAUUUCCUCACAGACGCUAACAAUACACGCUAUGUUCUGCGCAAAAAACCCUCGGGCGCCCUUCUUUCUAAAACGGCACACCAAGUCGAGCGGGAAUACACCGUGUUACACGCUUUACACCAAUACAAUCUCCGUCCAACUACUUCCUCAAACUCACGUGUUCCAGUUCCAGAGCCGUAUCUUUUGUGCACCGACACCUCUGUCAUUGGCACAUCAUUCUAUGUCAUGCAAUUCCUUGACGGACGUAUCUUUGAAGACGCCAGGUUACUGGGACUACCUAGCCCGAAAGACCGAGAAGAAUGUUGGAUAGCCGCCAUACGCGCUCUUGCGGCUCUUUCGUCUAUCGACCCAGCUGAUAUUGGGUUAGGUGAGUAUGGACCUCCGGGAGCUUAUUUCCCCCGCCAACUCCGUGCGUUUAGCAAAAUCGCAGAAGUGCAAGGUGCUACGCGGGAUAUCGAUACAAACGAGCAGGUUCAUCAGAUUCCCUUUUACGAAUCAAUGUUACGUUGGUUCCAGACGCAUUUACCCGAUGAGUCCAGGAUAGGAAGAAGGAUCGUUCAUGGGGAUUAUAAACUCGAUAAUUUAGUUUUUCAUCCAACACAGAACGUCGUCAUUGGGAUUCUGGAUUGGGAAUUGUCGACACUGGGAAGUCCGUUGGCAGAUUUUGCCAAUCUCACUCAGCCGUGGAGUAUUAAACCAGAGUAUCUUCCCACCGAUGGCGUUUUCCGACAGAACGUUAGAGCGUUCAAAGGUUUACCAACUAAUAUUGGAACGAGCGAGGAAAACUGCGCUCCGGUCCAAAUAGACUUGUUGGAAAAAGAGUAUUGCAGAUGCAUGAACCUCGAAUAUCCAUUGAAAGAUAUCGUGUUUGUAAAAAGUUGGAUGCUGUUCAGAACAAGUAUCAUCUCACAAGGCAUCGCCGCGCGCGUAGCUCGUCGUCAAGCAUCUUCAGCAAAUGCAGCUCAAUAUUCUACCUCCGUAGACCUUUUUGGUGACCUUGCGAGAAAGGUCGUAGUUGAUUCUGGUGAGGAUGUAGAAGGAGUGAACGAAGGGGCAAAGCUGUAGUCAUCUUGCAUUUGGAUCGAUAAAUGUUCACUUGCCGAUGUAGAACCAAUUCAACCGA